AUGGAAAUCUCCAUAAACGUCUUUGUUUUCCUGCUCUACACCCUGGUCGUUAUCUACCUUCAGCAUUUCGUCAACAAGUACACGGAGUUCGUGCGCAGCCUCUAG
Molecule: messenger RNA, 105 nt
Organism: Drosophila kikkawai
Lineage: Eukaryota; Metazoa; Arthropoda; Insecta; Diptera; Drosophilidae
Source: RefSeq, a predicted model, not a curated record